AACCUACAGUACUUGUAGCAACCCAUAGUCAUCGUCCAAUCGCCACAGCGGAUAGUAAGCAGCAUUCCACCAUCAGGUGUCGCAACCCACCAACCAACGAGAUGAACACAACCGAACCAGAACAGCACGUCCUCGCGAACGAAUACGACUUUAGCAGCAAAAAGCACAACCACCACAAGCGUUUUGCUACUACGGCUUCAUCAACCAUCCCCAAAGCUGCAACUACCAGGAAGCAUAAGGCUCGCCCGCACCUCAACUUUGAUAGUUCUGCGCUUGGUUCCUACACUUCUCAUCACCACCACCACCACCGCUCGUCCCAGUCCUCUCAGCCACAGUCGCCGCUUUCGCCUGACGAAGGAUUUGGAGUCAGUCAUUCAUCCGCUUCGUCUUCGGCUUCAUCUACUACUUCUUCGGGAGUCAUGGAUGAACGACAGCUUGGAAAUUAUACCACUUCUGAUGAUGAUGAUGGAUUCACAAACACGCCAUUCCAUAUCCCUCACUUUUACCGCAACUCGACGGCGUCACCCUCUGGAAGCACCAACUCCGCACCGGUCACCAACUCGGUCAGCGCGCUAAACCGCACCCUAACACAAUCAGUGAUCCGCUUCGACCAGCUCACAACCGAGUUUAUAUCCCUCCGCAACAAACUGCGCACGUUAAUAGAUGACGUCGCUGAGCAGGAGCUCUCGUACGAGUCGUGUGUCGAGCAAAUCACGCAACUGCGAUUUGAACGCAAGUUCUUGCGCGAGGUCGUGCAGCUGUGCGAUAGGAAACAGAUACACUCACAAAGUCACUGUGAUGAUGAUGAGUCGGGUGCGAACAGCGGCGGCGGAACUGGGAAACGAUGGAGCACGCCGAUGGGAUCGUCUGGUCUCCCAUUGUCUUCCUCCAACCCUUCGUUACCAUUGACAGACCGCGCGGCAAAUCGACGAACAGUCGCACUCUACGGCAGCGGUGCACCCACAUCAUCACGAGAGUCUCUCUUCUCCACGCUGACAGACCGAAACGGAAGUCGCAGCAGCUUCGGUCUCCAGCGGACCAACUCAUCCGACUCACAACAGCGCGUGACGGUCGAUGACCUCUCAUCCCGUCGCAUCCAGCGCGCUGCAUUCACCAUGAUGUUGCAGACUAUCCGCGACACCCUUCUCAACGCCAACGUCGGUUUCCCCAGCAACAUCGAUCCUCUACUCGCGGACCCUACCACCGUCCUCGAAGACAGCCCCCUCCUCUCGUCCUCCUCGCUCGCCGGCGGGCUACAGAACAAACACCUCGGUCACUCAUCCCAACACCUCCACCGCCGCACCGCAUCCUCCCUCAGCUCAUCCUCGCAGACCUCCCCUUACAACUCCUCCCCAAACCUCGCCGCCAACCGCACACCUCAACCCUCCCCCGUAACCACCGCCCUCACGGCGCGCAUAACCCACCUGAGCACCCUCAUCGCGAUCCUCGAACCAACCGUCCAAGAGCUCCGCGACUCAAUCCAGGACGUGCAAACGGGCCCCAUCAUCGCCUACCGCGCCUGGAUCCGCGAAGCCACCCUCGAGCUCGAGAUGCUCCGUGUCGAAUGUGAGGGUUUACGCGAGGCGAGGGAAGAGACCGCGGACGUCGGGCGCCGAUCGGUCCUCAUCAACCCGCACCCGAGCGCGGCGGCUGUGGCGGCGUUCACGUCUGCGGAUGAUGUGCAGAGUCUGGUGCGGACGAUGGAGAACAGUAUCGAGAGGUCGAACAGGGCGUUGGGUGGACGGCAGAUAUCGUUCAGUGCUGCGGUUGAGGAACACCGUGACCAGCAUGAUCAUCACCACCAUCAGCAUGGCGAUGAGGACGUUGACGACCCUUUGACGUCGCAGUUUGAUGUUAUGCGACUCUUUGCUGCUGCGGCGGACGACUCGUUUAGACAGAAAGCGCUGUUGGACGAUGCCGCCAGCGUGUACUUUUCUUGCGAUGAGGGCGACAACGAGUGAAAACCGUACACUUUUGUUCCCUCAACACACCCCGCUCGUCCUCCCUUACCCACAACAUAAACCACCCACGCCCUUGCAACAUCAACGCGAAAAGGAGCCGCUGGGCGAUCGUGCCGCUGCGCGGACGCAAACGACCCCACACACAAACCCUCCGAGAUUUUUGGAAUUACUUUACAGCUCGUACUUUUGUCCUCCCCCAGUUUAAUCUUACAUUUUUGUCAUUUGCUUUUCGACCUCGUGUUCGUCUAUUUGCUCGAUUUGGGUGAUUCAUUGGUUCUAUUGCCUCCUUUUAUGGUUCAAAUCUGUUGAGUGUCGCAAUAUCCUUGUCAAGAUCUCAUGUUCUCGUUUUCGUUCAUUUC
Messenger RNA from Fimicolochytrium jonesii, 2320 nucleotides. RefSeq lists its product as uncharacterized. The coding region runs from base 102 to 1961 and encodes 619 amino acids. Lineage: Eukaryota; Fungi; Chytridiomycota; Chytridiomycetes; Spizellomycetales; Powellomycetaceae. The record is from RefSeq and is a predicted model, not a curated record. The transcript is spliced from 2 exons.